Candida dubliniensis CD36 is the source of this 1485-nucleotide messenger RNA. RefSeq names its product Try3p (gene TRY3). The transcript has a single exon. The record is from RefSeq and is a predicted model, not a curated record. Bases 1 to 1485 code for a protein of 494 amino acids. NCBI's taxonomy places the organism in Eukaryota, Fungi, Ascomycota, Pichiomycetes, Serinales, Debaryomycetaceae.
AUGAAGUUUGCUAAGACAUUAGAGCGAACCUUAGAGGAGGAUGAGAUUCCACAAGAAUGGGUCGAGGCAGCCAUUCAGUAUAAAGCAUUGAAGAAAUGUAUCAAUAAGGUUGUAAAUGAAUUAGAAUUUUUAGGACUACAGAAAAACACUUUGAAAAUAUUGUUAAAUGACAAAGUGGUGGAAGUAAAUGAACAAGAAACUAAUCCCAACAAUCCUAUUAUUGCAGAAUACAUAUUAAGCAAGACCUCUACAGAUGCUCAUAACAUAAAGCCAAUGCUAAAGAUUACAUUGGAUUAUUCCACUGAAGAUUACACCAAGGAUCACAUAGUAGAGUUAGGAAAGGAGUUGAAACUGAAAAUCGAAGCCUUAUUGAAUGAUACUGAUACUGAAUACGAGGAAGAUAAGAUUAUUGAAUUGAAAGAAGAUGAUGGAGGAGACUUGCAAAUUGUGACCAGUAGAGAAGGGUCAUUAUCACCACCAGCAUCACGUAUGGCAUCUCCUCCUACUUCACCAACUAUAAAAGUUGUUGAUAGUUCCAACACUAAUAUAGACGAAGCACUAUUAUCCCCCGAAGAUCACCAUAAAAAGCACGAAAUAUUCAUCAUGUUAAAUUCCGAUUCCAAGUUUUUCGAUAUGUUAAACGAUGAACUUACCAGUUUGGAUUCAUUGACCCAACUGGAAGAAUCAAAGAUAAUUGAGGAGGUUAAAAAAAUAGCCAAAUAUGUCAAUGAAUUAAAGCUAAAGCAGUCAGAAUUAUAUAAAUGGAGAGAAUUGUUUAAAGUGUAUCUUGACUCGGAAGUUUAUUUCAAAUAUAAUGAAACUGCUUUAUCAUCUCAACAGAAAAGUAGUGAACAAAUCAAACUGAAUUUGGAUUUAUUUGUCACCAACUUGAAGAAAUCAGGUAUUAUGACUCAAUUCAAGAAGAAGCAAAGUUUAGAAACAUUUAAUCAGUUUUUGGAAAUGAAUUAUCAUUUGUUAAAGAUUUUACAAUUUCAAACAAUCAACAAUGAAGCUUUACGAAAGAUUUUAAAAAAAUUUGAUAAACAAACUUCAUUGGGAAUUCAGAAAACUUUCCCAAAAUUGAUUUCCAACGAUCAUAUUUUCAUGAGUGGGACAUCUUUGGCCCAAUCAAUUUGUUAUAUUAUUCAGGAAUCGGUCAUCAAGGUGAUACCACAAUUGGAUGAUUAUUCAUGUCCUAUCUGUAUGAAUAUAGCGUAUAAGCCAAUUCGUUUGUCCUGUGGACAUUUAUUUUGCGUUCGAUGCUUAGUCAAAAUGAAGCAAGAUGAUAAAACAAGCUGUCCCUUGUGUAGAAAAGAAAAUGCUAUAUUGUAUGCUGAUAGUUCUAAUUUGGACUUGGAAUCAAUGGAAUUAAUGAAGAAAUAUUUCCCACGCGAGGUUAAGGAGAAAUUACGAGAGAGGGAUAAAGAAAGAUACAAUGAAUUGAGAAAGAAUGCUAAUACCGGUGAGAAAUGUAUUAUCAUGUAA